This is a messenger RNA of Esox lucius (northern pike), 7388 nucleotides long. RefSeq names its product SUN domain containing ossification factor (gene suco). The transcript is spliced from 24 exons. Lineage: Eukaryota; Metazoa; Chordata; Actinopteri; Esociformes; Esocidae. Gene Ontology annotation, biological process: regulation of bone remodeling; protein folding in endoplasmic reticulum. The record is from RefSeq and is a predicted model, not a curated record. The coding region runs from base 414 to 4652 and encodes 1412 amino acids. Gene Ontology annotation, cellular component: membrane; cytoplasm.
AUGUCAUCCACACGUUGCGCAAGGGUUAAUAUCGUAAGAACACGCGUUGCAUGUCAAAACUUCCAACUCAGCUCGAGCAAAAACGACGUCACUUUUCCCCGGUCAUUGAGUGAUGCUAUUGGUUUUCUGCAGGACUGCCUUUAAUGCUAUAGGACGAUAGGAGAACCGCAGCUUCGCUGGGUGAAUGCGAGCAGGGAAACAGCAACAGAAAAGAAGCCAAGCUAUCCAGAAAAGCGGUGGCGUGGUUGACGACUGUAUUAAAAGGAAUGUAGUUUAGUGCCAACCUCUGUCCAAAUAUUAUUCUAUUCAUAAGCAUCCGACACUAGAUUCAUAAUAACCCCCCGUUUCUACUGUGAAGACACGAGGUUUGUAAAAUCAAAAAAAGCGAGGAUGUUGGUCCCCGCGGGAAGAUAAUGAAGCGUUUGCGCGUUUUGGUGUGCCUCAUUGCAGCUCUCCUGUGCUGGUACCCCUCAAGUCAUGUGCUUUGUUCAGAGCAUGGCUCGUCAGGUCCAGGUGUGUUUAGUGGGGGCAGUAGCCCCCCAGAGCGUCAUCACGACCAUGAGCAGAGCCUCGGGACUGAACGCAAGAUGGAGGAGGAGUCGAGGACACACACACACACCUCCUACGACGUGGGUCUGGAGGCGGAGAAAGCUGCACUAGAUGAGCCUAAUACGCACAACACUGAACAGAAUGUGAAUCAACAGGAGCCGGUAGUGGCGGAUGUCUGGUCCCCCCCAGAACGGCACUCAGAUCCUGGAACGCCUGCUGCUGAGCCACACACACACACUGACACAGACCUGCAAACAAACCGUCGCACACACACUCACACGGACUCAGAGCCCGACAUCCAACCCCCACCCCUACAGGACCAGGGACCUCCACUGUCCUCCCCCCCACCAUGGGUUGAUGAACCGGCGGAGGGACAGGCCUCCACAGACCCCAGCCCAGCCCCCGCCCCCUGUGGUGAACCCCUGGCAGACCCCAGCCCAGCCCCUGCCCAGACCUCCAGUGAACCCCUGGCAACCCACAGCACAGCCCCUGCCCAGACCUCCAGUGAACCCCUGGCAACCCCCAGCCCAGCUCUGGCCGAAACCCCCCGUGAACCCUCGGCGGACCGCAGCCCAGCCCCGGCUACAGAAGCCCCCCAACAAACACCUACCUCUGAGCUCCCUGCUGCAGCCCCCGCCAGUUCAAUAGAAGUUGCCAGAUCUGAUCCCGCAGUAGAGGAUCCCCCUGUAAAGGUUGCCAGUGCUGAAGCCGGUUCCUAUUUAGAGGUUGCCAGUGCUGGAUCUAAUUCCUCUCUAGAGGCCAAUGUUUCUGCUGAGCACUCUGACUCUCAGUGCGGGGGGAUUCCCCACAACCUGGCAACCCAAACCCCUCCCUUUGGCAGCCCACCUGCAAGCGGUGUUGGUGACCCCUUAGAAAGCCAGACAGAACCGGGUCAGGUCCAGGCUACUCCAGGCUCUUAUGCUGACGUCCAGGAGCCGGACCUAGGUCAGCCGGAGUUGGACCAGGGAGGAGACACCUCCCACAGGCACCAAGACAUGGACCAAGAAGCACAGGUGGAGGGUCAGGCAGUGGAUUCCGGCGGUCGGGAGACAGACCCCUCAGUGCCCAGUAAAGAGGACAUCCCGACCUUUGACGAGUGGAAGAAACAAGUCAUGGAGGUGGAAAAAGAGAAGACUCUGUCGCUCCACACCUCCACCAGCGGCAGCCAACCUGUGAAGAAGGUGCAGAAAAACUUCAAAAACAACUACGCUUCCGUGGAGUGUGGAGCCAAGAUACUGUCAGCUAACACAGAGGCCAAGAGUACCUCAGCCAUCCUGAUGGAGAACAUGGACCUUUACAUGCUGAACCCUUGUAGUAACAAGAUCUGGUUUGUGAUAGAGCUGUGUGAGCCUAUUCAGGUGAAACAAUUGGACGUCGCUAACUUUGAACUUUUCUCCUCAACACCUAAGGACUUCCUGGUCUCAAUCAGUGACAGAUAUCCCACCAACAAGUGGGUAAAGUUGGGAACGUUUCAUGCCCGUGACGAGCGCACUGUCCAGAGCUUCCCAUUGGACGAACAACUCUACGCCAAAUACGUCAAGAUGUUCAUCAAGUACAUAAAGGUGGAGCUCAUCUCCCACUUUGGAUCAGAACACUUCUGUCCACUUAGCCUCAUCAGGGUUUUUGGCACCAGUAUGGUGGAGGAGUAUGAGGAGAUUGCAGAUUCCCAGUACCCAUCAGAGAGACUGGAGUACCUGGAGGAGGACUAUGAUUAUCCCCCAGGAUACCUGCCCUCUGAAGACAAGGGGUCUAAAAACCUGCUGGGGUCUGCCACGAAUGCUAUUCUCAACAUGGUCAACAACAUAGCAGCCAACGUUCUGGGAGGCAAGCCCGAGGGAGGGUCACAAAUAGAAGCUAACGCAUCAUCACAGUCCCAGAACGAGACCGAAGGCAACAAGGAGGUGCUGCUGACCCCAACCCCAACCACCCCUCCUCAAGUGGUGGAGACCGUGGACCCAGACCGCCCCGCUCCCCAGGAUGUCCAAGAGAUCCCCAGCUCCCCCUCGACCUCCCCCGGGCCGUCCCUCUCAGAGGAUAUCCAGAUUGUGACUCUGGUGGAAGAUGAGGAAGAGGAGCCCCCGCUGUCCACUGUCACUCUGAUGGAGGAAGAGGGGGAUGAUGAAGCGGGAGAGCAGGAGGAGCAGUGGGUGAGGGAGAGCCAGCUGUACUGCCCCCUGCCCUCCUCUGUCCCUCCCCUCUCCCCCUUCUCCUGCGUGGCCACCCUGCCGGAGCUGCUGCGGCGCUGGUGUAACGCCCGGCUCGCCCGGGAGAGACAGAAUGGCCUCCGCAAGAGGAGGAAAGGCUCCCCUGCUGAAACCCCCGAGGACACCCCCCUCAACAUACAGGUCCCCGUCCCUGACCACACCCAGGACGCUCCCCCAAGCACGGACACAGACGCUGAUACCGAGCCAUCGCUCCAGUCCCAAAACGAGGAAGUACCCUCCACAAACCAGCACCAUUACACCCAACCCACAGACAAUCCUACCCUGGAACCCGUCAUCGUGCUGGAGCCCAGCCAGACCUCCACCCUGCCCACAGACAGCUUCUCACACACCUCCCUGUCCAAGCCCACCCCCACCCAGGAGGAAACUCCUCCGGCCUCCAGCCUAGAUGACCCCGCUGCAGCCCUGCAGGGCGCCCCCGUCCAGGAGACCCAGCAGGCAAGCACCCUUACCCCCACCCCUCCGCCUCACCCCUCGGCCUCCGAGACAGCCUCCCUGGACGCCCCUCAACCCCUCCUGAAGGAGCAGCCUCUGCCUACCGCCUCCAGACCAGCAGACAUCCCCCCUCCCACCGAGCACCCGGUCCCCCAGCCGGACACCCACACUGAGCCACACACCGCCAGGGCUGGGCCAGACAGCGGAGACCUCCAGGGCCAGGGGGAGCUCGGCGAGUCCUCACCCCAGCCAACAGAGCACCUACGUGGGGACGAGUCCGUGGAGGACCUGCUUCUCAGCAUCCCGGUGAACGCUAAUGGACAGUUACACCGAACGGCAACAGACUUCUAUGCUGAGCUGCAGAGUGCGGGGGAGUACGUGGGAGGGAACGGAGGGCUGAACAUCCACAGCUCCAGUCAGAAGGAGAGUGUGUUCAUGAGGUUGAACAACCGCAUCAAAGCACUGGAGAUGAACAUGUCACUCAGUAGCAGAUACCUGGAGGAACUCAGCCAAAGGUAUCGUAAGCAGAUGGAGGAGAUGCAGAGAGCUUUCAACAAAACCAUCAUCAAGCUACAGAACACGUCCCGCAUCGCUGAGGAGCAGGACCAGAGGCAGACAGAGUCCAUCCAGAUGUUGCAAGGCCAGCUGGAGAACAUAACCAAGCUGAUGAUCAACCUCACCGUGACAGUCUCCCAGUUACAGAGAGAGGUCUCUGACCGACAGAGUUACCUGGUGGUAUCAUUGUUCCUGUGUCUCUGUCUGGGCCUGCUGCUCUGUCUGCAGUGCUGCAAGACCUCUACCACACACCCCAUCACACACACCACAGCCAACCACUAUCCCAGCCCCAAGAGGUGCUUCUCCUCCUAUGAUGACAUGAGUCUGAAGCGGAGGGUAGCGUGUCCUCUGGUACGCUCCAAGUCCUUCACGUUUCCUACGUCAGAAGUAGGCCCCGAUGACCUUUACAUUGUUGAACCUUUAAGGUUCUCGCCAGAGAAAAAGAAGAAACGAUGUAAACUGAAGACAACCCUGUCUGCUCCCUCUUCUCCUUUGGCUAACGGGGGACUCAAAUGCAAUGGCCUCCCCCACCACCCGCUUCUCCCUUCUCCCCCACCAGCUCCGCUCGUAGAAGACGCCUCCUGUAAGGAGUUCCGUUUCCCGUCAGAGAGCAGCAGCAGCUGCAGCUCCUCCACACAUUCGGAGGAGUCCUACAUCAGUCGAGGCCUCCCCCUCUCCUCUGCCCCAGUCCUGUGUAACGGCCAUGCCCCCCUCCACUCUAAGAGGUCCGUGAAACGCAGACGGUCUCGUCAGGCGGAGUUGCAGUUCUCCUCCAGACAGGUAGUUGGCGCUGCUGUGAACUCUCUGCCCAGCCUUCAGCAGCUGAUCAAGGGAAGCAAGGAAAUCCACGUGGGGACCAUAGGAGCCACAGUCACCACAGGAGACAUCUGAUCUCUCUCUCUCUCUCUCUCUCACACACACACACAAACACACACACACACACACACACACACGCACACUCACUCACUCACAUACCCUGGAAGCAGAUCUUCUUAGGGAAGUGUGAAUGUGUGUGGUCUCCCCCCAAAAUGACCACAUUUUCUGACCACAUCUCCCAUGAGCACCUGGGCCGACAGGAGCUUGGAUGCCAUGGCACUUACCCCCUCCCCUCCCCACCAGUCAGAGACCUCUCCACGGUCAUGUGCCUUUCUGUCUAAAGCUUUCACUGAUGGAGACAAAAAAAUAUGUUUUUUGGGGGGAGCGCGUCAUGUUGGGGAACAUUGGAAGAAAAACAAAGACAUUGAAACAUGAGCUGUUUCUACUGGACAAGCACAUUGCUCCAUCAGAUCUGGGCAUCAGGGCCUUGCUCUUAAUUCCUCUACCCAGAGAAGAAAGGGGCUAGCCGGGUAGAGUUCCUGCCUGAGUCCCCUGCCUCUCCUGGGGCCUGUGAAAGUACAGUGUGAAUCUGUAAAGAUGACGUAUGGCAGUAAGAGAACUGUGCAGCUGGACUAGCUACUUCUCCUGUCUUCCAUUUCCACGUUAUGUUCAUUUUGUGUAUUGAGUUCAUUGGGACCAGGGUAUCGUUAACCCUUCGCGCACCCCACCUCUGUCUCUCUUUCAGGCAGUCUUUAAACCACACUACCAGCAGAGCUGAAUGAAGAUACACACCCUGUUAAUGAGUGAAUGGGUUGGUGUGAGUGUCAUGUGUCUUUCUGUCUCUAGCCCUUGUUUAUCUAGGUGUGAUACAAAGAAGAAGCUCUAACUAGUUUACAUAGGCGCUUAUCUCUCUCCAGCAGGACCGCCAGAAGGAACAUGGGCCGGGCCCUAAAAAAGAAAUGCGCACGCAGCCAGCUAAGAGAAAAGGGAUUUGUACUGUAUAGGCUGGUUGUUUUUGCACAUUGUGGCUUGUGGACUCUGCAGCCAGAACCCAGCCCAAGUUAUUCAUUAUUUAAAUAUUUAUCUGUACUAUGAGCCAUGCUGAAUUUAUUCUAGUUAUUGGGAAGAGUUGAGUCUGAAGACGUUCCAGUGUGUUGAUGGUUAAAGCUUACCUACAGGUAUUGACCGGGGAUGUCUGGAGCUUACUUAUCUCUGGCAGCACUUCCCCUGAGCUGCUGUAGAGGGUGCUGUGACGCCAGAUUUAUUUAUUUAUUUAUGUCCUGGCAUGACAGCAGCCUCCACUUAGUGUAGCACAGAUGCCCACACACACUAAGAAUAAUAUGGAUGCUGUUAGAACACAGACACUAAAGGUACAUAUAGCAUGGGUUUAUGUUGUUGUCCAGGUGUACAUUUUGACCAAUAUUUGUUAGGGGCUUUGGCAGAGCUAUACGGACAACAAGGAGUCUACCUUAGAUGAUUCUGUUGUUUUUAGAGGGGGCUGGAUCAUAGUGUUUGUGGAGUAACCUCUCUUGUCACACACACACAAUAGACCUCUAGUAGGAGGCAGAAGCUGUUACUAUUAACAUUCCCUGUUAGAACUGUUAGGUUCAUGUGAAAGUGAAUAAGGUCACAAAAAUCACUCCAACUAAAUUGUGAGGCUUCUAAAUCUGCUGUUGUUCGUUGUUAACAACCCUUAGCAAGAUGACAAGAGAGUAUGUUGAUGACGAGAGUAAGUCUUGAACACUGUACAUGUCUCUGCAAGGGUGUGUUUGGCAUGGCAUCAAGCAAAAUGUAUUGAUUUUGUUUUGAAUGAUACACGGCAGAUGUCCAAAAUUCCUGAUUUUCUAAAUCAUUUUUAUCAGGACAAAUCAUAAGUGUGUGUGACUGUGUGAGAGAGAGAGACUGUGUGUGUGUGUGUACAUCUGUCACGUUAGUAUGUCUGUGGGUGGGAAAUGAUGGCUUCUGAACCUGGUUGUGUUGGUAGUCAACUGACUGAGGAAGAGACAAGGUCUACUGUAAUAACCCCCCCCCCACAUUCAUACACACAGACCCCCCUUUACAACAUUAUUACCUCUCUACCACACCCCAAGUCUCCUACUCCCUAAACAGAUUUCCACACGCUGACCUCUAACCCCUUCAAAUAGUUCAGACAGUUUAAACACACCUGUUUAAGUUGAAUCACUGCUGUUUCUAUUAACAAGAAUCGCACUUUUAACAAGCCACUUCUGCUGUCCUUCAUUCAUCCGACCUUAUGGUUUUCAGAAGUCUGACACAAACAUUCAUUUCAUAAAAGGGAAUGAUGUGAUAAGUUUGGAAUGCACCCUGUUUUUUCCAUUCCCAGCAAAUCAUGACUCUUUCAUUUUUCUAACUUUUUUUGAAUGUGAAUGAUAUUAAACUUGUAUGUGACUGUAUGCAUGCAUGCAAGAGUGUAUUUGUUGUUCUCGUGGGUGUGGGAGAGACUCCAAAGCCCUUUAGUUUGGCGUGGUUGGUCCUUGGUGAUUGGUCUCCAGGGCUCAGGGUGCACUUUAUUAUUUCUACCUUCAUGCCUUUUUGUUUUUCUAUGCUAAACCUUGUCUUGUCUGUUGCUUUCUUUCCAUGCUUCUUUUUCUCCAUUUCUUCCUCCUCUCUGUGUCUGAGUCCUCUUAGGAAGAGCUGCACAGUGUUGUGGAACCAGAGCAAGAGUGUAACUACAAAAGAUGUAGUGCCAUUAGAAACUGUGAAUUUCUAAAUAAACAUUGUGUUGUCUUUCACUCAACUCCACUGUAUUUGUUCAUGUGACGUGGUUUCAAUUAAAGAUGUCUUUUUUUCAGG